Molecule: messenger RNA, 5299 nt
Organism: Cololabis saira (Pacific saury)
Lineage: Eukaryota; Metazoa; Chordata; Actinopteri; Beloniformes; Belonidae
Gene: layna
Product: layilin a
Exons: 7
Coding region: 305-1816 (503 amino acids)
Molecular function (GO): hyaluronic acid binding
Source: RefSeq, a predicted model, not a curated record
CUCUUCUCCCAAUCAUUAAGACUGCUCUUAACAGAUUACAGCCCCCUCCCGAACAUGCAGCCUGCUCUCCUCCUCCCUCCACUCCUCUUUCUGGAUCACAUACCUUCUUUUUCAGCAGACAGAACAAGAGUGCUCGUCCCUCCUGCACUCCUUUUUUUCUUCUCUUUUCAAUUUCCCAACUUUUUCUUUCCGUGCGACGCUACAGCUUACCUCUGGUGUUCAUGUGGUUUUCUGAUGAUCUAACGGAUGAAGAGAGAUGGAGGAGACCUAAAGAGCAGGGCUUUGCGGUGAAUUGUCGACGCCGAUGACGAAGAUGAACCUGUUGACAGUCCUGUGUCAGUUUCUGCUCCUAAGCUUCGAUGCAUCUGCAGCCCGGAGCCUCAUCACAGCUGACAUAUUUGAAGCCAGAGGCCAGCGGGUGUGCAGAGCAGGGAAAGGGAGGCCGUGCUACAAGCUGGCCUAUUUCUCGGAGCUGCGGCGGAAGCUGAACUUUGCGGAGGCCGAGCUGGCGUGCAGGCGGGACGGAGGCCAGCUGCUCAGCGUGGAGUCCCAGUCCGAGCAGGAGGUCAUCGAGGAGCUCGUCAAGGAGCUCCAUCCCGCCGACGGGGACUUCUGGAUAGGGCUCCGGCGUAACCAUGGAGACGACAGCAGCUCGGACUGCGCCUCCCAGUACUACUGGCUGGACGGCAGCAAGUCUGCAUUCAGGAACUGGCACUGGGACGAGCCGUCAUGCGGGUACGAGGUGUGCGUGGUCAUGUACCACCAGCCGUCCGCCCCCCCAGGCCUGGGGGGCCUCUACAUGUUCCAGUGGAACGACGACAAGUGUGAAACCAAGAACAACUUCAUCUGCAAGUACACCGCCGGUAUGAGGCCUCACUGUUCUCAUGCUUUCAAAAGUCUUUGGACGUUAUUGUCGACUGUGAUUUAUCCCCCCCCCCCCCCACCAGAGCAACCAGCGGACCCCACCCCCCCCAACUCCACCCAGACAGAGGUCGUCCCUUCACCGGCUCCUCCCUGGGAUCCGAACGACCAGAACCGGGCCAGGAGUACAGCCGUGAACCUGGUGUACGUCAUCAUUCCCACCAUCCCGCUGAUCCUGCUGCUGCUGACCGUCACGGGGCUCUGCUGCUUCAAGACGCUCUGCAGACGGACCAGGACCCAUCAGAAGUCGGAGGUGUGCCAGACGGACCUGGGCCUCGGUGCCGGCGCCGGGGCCGGCGCCAGCCCCGCCUCGGCGGACGUCUACAACGUGAUCCGCUCCCAGAAGGAUGACGACCUGGUCUCCGGACGCCCCACCACCAAGAACACGUCCUUCCUGUGCUCGUCGCCCGACACGCCCACGGGCGACUACGACAACCUCGGCGGCCGCGACACGGAGAGCGGCUUCGUGACCCUCGCCAGCAACGAGAGCUGCUUCCUCAACUUCGAGCUGAACGAGCUGGGCCUGGGUCGCCCCGGCAACAGGGAGCCGUACGACCGGAGCCUGGGUCGCCCCGGCAACAGGGAGCCGUACGACCGGAGCCUGGGCCGGCGCACCACCAGGAGCGAGCACUACGGCGGCAGCGGCGGCGCGUACGGAGACGGCGGGCUGUUCGACGACAGCCUGAGGGCGGCCAGGGAGCUGCAGGAUGCCGCGGCGAGGCCCGGCGGCCGCGCCGGGAAGGUGGACCUCUACCACACCUACGUCAGCAGCGGGAAGCAGGACGCCUUCCACACCAGCCUGGGGGGGUACGCCGACCGGAGGUCCUUCCACGCCAACCUGGAGGGCGGGCGCUACUUCAACGAGCAGGACUGGAUCCACAGGGAGAACUAUUGAGGCUCGGACACGGUGCGGGGAGGAUGAAUAAAAAACUGUUCCGACUGUUUACGAGAUGAACAUCUACGAUCAUACAUGUAAAUGAUCUUAGAUAACCGAAACCUGAACCCAAAGGAUCGUCAGAUAAUCAGCGCCAGCUUGAACUUAUGGUGCUUUUCCACCAGUACCUACUCAGCCCUGGCCCUCGUUUCUUUUCCACACUCAGAAGUAGGCGGGUUGGAGUUAAACUGCUGUGAUGUACUCGAUUGUGCGACACAAACAAAGAAGUAAUAAUAAUAAUAAUCAGAGGUGGACAGAGUACUCGACCCCAGUACUUGAGUAAGAGUACAAAUACUACUGGUCAAAAUUUACUCCGUUAAAAGUAAAAGUAACUCAGUCAAAAUAUUACUCGAGUAAGAGUAGAAAAGUACUUGCUUUUAAAGGUACUUAAGUAUCCAAAAGUAAAUGCUUUUAAAUUUACUUUAAGUAAGAGUAAGAGAAAGAGUAAAUUUCUUAUUUUCCACAUCAGUAAAUUACUAUAUUUUUUCUAAAUUAAUUUAAGGAUCUUUUAACUAUUGUUUCUGAGAAUUAACUCUUUGAAACCAGCUGCACUGAUGUGCUGCUUUUAGAACCACAAUGUUAUAUAAAACCUGCAGAAACACCAAAAACAAAUCAAAUGAAUGGGAUCAUAAGAGGACAGCAGAUGAUGCAGAGUUUAUUAACAAUCAUGAAUCAUGAGUCCGGCUCAUUAUCAAACUCAGACGACUCAGCGGAUUGUGUUUCUUCUCCUGACGCAGGCGUAGCCAUUGUUGCGGCUCUGUCUUGACUUGUUGCAGCUCUGUCUUGACAAACGCAGGCUACUUUGGCGGUAUCGUUUUGAGGAGGCUUGACGUAUUUCCGCUUUACGUACAGUACAUCCCAGUGGAGAGCGUGCACUGUGAUAGGUCUCCUCCUUUGACAAAAACAGCUUGUGUGCAAUAGGAUUUUAGGGAAGAAGAAAAAAGAGCAGACCUGAAAGUAACGAGUACUUUUCAGCCUUCCUAGAAAUUUACUCGAGUAAAAGUAAAAAUAUUUGUCUUGGAAAUGUAUUCAAGUAAGAGUAAUAAGUACCAAAGAAAUCUAAUACUCAAGUAAAGUACAAAUCCUCUGGAUAUGUACUUAAGUACAGUACUCAAGUACAUUUACUCCGUUACUGUCCACCACUGAUAAUAAUAAUACAUUUUAUUUAUAGGUGCCUUUCAGUACACUCAAGGUCGCCGUACAAAAGGACGAUAAAGACAAAAACAAAGCAAAGUACAAUACAUAAAACAACAGUAAAGAGUAUGCAUGUCUGAAAAGGUGAGUUUUAAGGCGGGAUUUGAAGGUGAUGAUAGAGUCUGACAGUUGUAUGUCCUGUGGCAGUGAGUUCCAGAGGCGGGAGAGUUGAUACAUCUGCUGCUUGCUCUGUGGCUUGUAUUCAAUAUAAAAUGAACGGAGGGAGAGAAGGCUUCAAUGCGGCGAGGCGAAACACCUUUGAGAAGCACAGGAGAGGGUCGAAGUCAUGCAGUCCUACCAGGCUGACAGGUCAACCCCCCGACCAAUCGGUGGCCUGUAGUGUGAUGACAUCACAGCCCGACUCAGCCGCUUAGAACCUCAGCAGAAUAGUUACAGAAAAGUAUCUACUCGGCACGUUAGACCCCUAGUGGAAAAGAACCAAACCGAGGCGAGUUGAGUCGGGCUGAGUAGGUACUAGUGGAAAAGUGCCAUAACUUUACUCAGUUAUGAUUGACAAUUUUCUGAUAGUUCAGGUUUUUUCUUUAUCUGAACUACAUUCAGCUGAUUAGAAAUAAACGAUGUCGGAGGCUCCACGACCUUCAUCUCUUCAUAACCUUGAACAUCUUCAGCAGCCAGAUUUAAAGACUGAAUGAAAGCCGAUCAAAAAUCCUGACGUCAAGUUCGAGUUCAAAGAGCUGCAGUGGACAUCAUAGCAGAGGCGAUUAAGAGUCAAUUAAGAGGCGAUUAGAAGUCGAUUGAGAGGUGAUUAAGAGGUGAUUAACAGCUGAUUUAGAGUAGAUUAAGAAGUGAUUAAGAGUCAAGAUUAAGAGCCGAUUAAGAGGUGAUUAACAGCCGAUUUAGUGUCGAUUAAGAAGCGAUCAAAAGUCGAUCAAGAGUCGAUUAAAAGUCGAUUGAGAGGCGAUUAAGAGGUGAUUAACAGCUGAUUUAAAGAAGCGAUUAAGAGUCAAGAUUAAGAGCCGAUUAAGAGUCGAUUAACAGCCGAUUUAGAGUCGAUCAAGAGUCGAUUUAAAGUCAAUUGAGAGGCGAUUAAGAGGUGAUUAAGAAGCGAUUAAGAGUCAAGAUUAAGAGCCGAUUAAGAGGCAAUUAACAGGAUAUUAAGAGCCGAUGAAAAGUCAAUUAAGAGGCGAUUAAGAGGCGAUUCAGAAAGCAAUGACUGCCGGGAAAAUGAGAGCAACAUCAUAACUUAACCUCCACACUUGCAGGGGAGCCAGCUGAGCUUUGUGCUGCUUUAAGUUUUUCAUUUAUCGAUCAUUUGUCACCUUACAGUUUGUAAAGUGCAUCAUUAUGAUGUGCUUACUAAAGGUGGGGCAGGGGGGUUCCUCAGUAUACUAAGCCCUUGUUCAGAUGAUCCAAGACACAAGGAAAAGAAAGUCUUUAUACUUAGUUGACGUCUGUCUGAGGCGGUCAGUCCUUACAUCUUUCACAACAGCAGUUUUAUUCUCUUAGAUGAGAUCGGAGGUGGUCUGAUCAGGAUUGUGUCAUCUACCUCGUACGACAGUGAAUAUUUAGUUGGUAUAGCAUUUAAAUCACUCAACAGCAACAUUUCUUUCGUAUAUAUUUCUCCACCGACUGAACUCAUCCUGGUAACAAAAGGUACCAAUUGUAUGCAAGAAGAAAUAAAGCCUAAUAGAAGUGUAAAGAUGGGUCACACAAAGCCCUCCUGGUUCAAUUCUGCCCCCGAAGCUUCCCGUUCGUCCCGUCAGAUGACGUCCACAUGUCAAACACAACCACACGAGCAGCGGAUGCUCUCUGACUGCUGGAUCAUGUGCAACCUUGGAGAUAAAAGUGUAACAGCCCGCUUGCACGGCCUCGUCAUGCCGCUCGGCCAGAUAAAAGGUCUCGUCUCGGACCCAAAUGUCUGCUGUGUGCCUGAAAAACAGUGUUUUAAUCCCGAUGACAGGGCAGAAUAAGCUGCAAAAAAACCAACCUUGUUAUUUUUUUUGGGUGCUGCAACUGCGCUUUGUCGGAGCUCGAUAUAGUUUCUUACUGUAUUUACAACUUGAUUUAUACAUCUGGUUCCGUGUACGACUGAAAGUCCAAACGGGAAAAAAGCUUGUUCAUCUCCAGCGCCUGCAGCCCGACUACCGAUAGCGGCAUGAAAUCGCAGAGAAUGAUCAAAUACAGCAUUAUUAUUUAUCGGGAAUGUAUAAUGCCUUGACAUCUCUCCUAUAAGUGAGAGUGGUUUGUAUGUUUGUUACGUUUAAAAGAAAAAUGAAUCUUCAAAUAAAA